AUGUCGAUCGAUAUGAACACUUCUACCCUACCCACCUUUCCUCCGCCGGCUGAUGUCGAGAUGUCCUUGGACGACGACGAUGAGCAAGACAGUCCACACCAAGACUACCGCGAGUUACUGAACGACGAGCGGUGUGUCAACUUACUCGAUCAAGGUGCCUGCCACGACCACCCUGACAAUACCACGCCAGACAAUCUCCUGAUAUGGCAAGCCAAUAUCAAGAGAUGCGACAAGCGAGUGGAAGCCCUCUGCACCGAGAUCAACAGUCGACUCUACGGAGAGUCUCCCCGCCCACUCCCCCAAGUCAUUGCCGUACAGGACAUGUGCUACAAACAGGCCUUUCAUGGUAUCCCUGGAUAUCAUGUCUGGUACCUCUCUGACGGUCAGUUCACCGAAGCGGACUAUGAACCCGAUGCCCAACACAGAAAGUGGGCUAAGAUCGUUGAUAAAUGCCUCGAAGCCCUUGAUCGUGCCCAAGUCGCUAUCAACGUCAGUCAACCGUGGCUGCCCCCUACAUCCAUCACCGCUCAGCAGGCAAAUCCCCGCCUUGCUGGGGCACGCGAAUCCCUCUCCGACCUCCGCGAGAUUGCCUUUGCGAACGAAGAUACCGCGAUCAUGGCAAAGUCUGCUCUGCUAUGUAUCGCUAACACGCUCUCGAGUGUGCAGACGAUGGUGACUGAGGUUUUGGGGGCAUGCUCAGAUGCUCCUUCAGAACUCGUCUCCGCCAAGAAAGCAUUCUCUUCUGUCCAGAAAAGUAUUCAUACUGGAGUCAACAGCCUCUCCGACAAGAGCUUCCAGUUCAAGGCCAUCCCCAAGAUACACAGUGUCGGCUUCUAUGUACACAACUCUAUACCGACUACUUCCUGGAGAGUCAAGACCUGCAAAGGUGCCAACAGGGAACUACUUGCUACCCUUGAGAUUGCUAGCCUUGACGCUGCUACGGCUACUAAACCUCUGGUCAUUCACAACGUUUACAACCACCUCAACAAACUCAAGGUCGACUCCUUGCUCUCCUACAUGGACUCAUGUUCAGACCAUAGCAUUCUUCUUGGGGACUUCAACUACCAUCACCAGGACUGGAACGGCAAUGAAAGGACGGAAACGAGCACGUCGGGCAAGAAGUUUGCCGAAGGUGUCAAGGCACACAACUACAUACAGAAGACGAAGAAAGGCGCGAUAACCUACUCCAACUCCAAGGAUACAUCGAAGCGGAGCUCGACUAUCGAUUUGACCUUCGCGGAGGAAUCGAUUAGCAAUUCGGUUGGGUGCUGUGAAGUGCUCCAAGUGCCCGGAUUCGAGAGUGACCAUCGCGUCAUUGAAACAUCGGUCAAGCGCACGGUCAAGAGGGAGGCCAAGACUAUGCCUUGCUGGCACAAGAUCACUCCUUCGAAGUUCCAACAUCAUCUCAAGCCUCGUCUUCCACCUCUCGACAGCCCACUUGACAACGAAGAUCAGAUCGUUUCCUUUUUUGCCAAGAUCAUAGAUGCUCUACAUGUCACCAUGACGGAGAACGUGCCUAGGAGGUCCUGCGGUCUCAGGCCUCAAGCUCUGCGAGCCAAGGAACUGGCAACGAAGCUGAGAAAGCGACUUGCAGAGUUGGACGCUCUCAAGAAGAAGGAUCAGACGCCCAAGACAUUGCGGAGAAUAUCUUUUGUGGAACGCGAUCUCGCCAGGUUGAAUAUUGAGAUGUGGGGCGAGUCCAACCGUGACGAGACUCGACGUCCCUCCUCGAAAGAGUUGUUCAACGUGUUCAGGUUGGCCAGGGGUAAAUCUCAACCACUUCAGUUCACUCAAACCCCAACACUCGAGUACAAGUGCGACAGUGAAGACGUCAAUGAAACGAAAUUUGCGGAAUCAGAUUACGACAAGGUUGAGAUGAUUAAGAAGGUCAAGUUCCGCAACAACAACAAUCCCGAGUCGAAAAGAAUCCUGGACGAGCCUGGCCCAAGGCACGACCCCCAGCGAGAGGACAUCGACAUGCCCCGGAGCAUCGAUGCUGAGAAGCUCCGGAAGAUCAUCAAGGGUCUUAAGAACAACAAAGCCCCAGGACCAGACAAGGUGCCCAACGAAGCAAUAAAGCUCGGCAUGGAACCCUUGCUGCCUUACUUUGUGCUUGGAUUCAAUGCCUGCCUCAACCUAUCACUUCACCCCGCCAACUUCAAGGACAGUAUCAUCGUUAUGCUACUGAAGACUGGCAAGGAACCGCACAAGCCCGAGUCUUACAGGCCCAUUUCAUUACUCUCGACCGUUGGCAAGCUUUACUAA
Fusarium tjaetaba is the source of this 2265-nucleotide messenger RNA. RefSeq lists its product as uncharacterized. Gene Ontology annotation, molecular function: catalytic activity. The transcript has a single exon. NCBI's taxonomy places the organism in Eukaryota, Fungi, Ascomycota, Sordariomycetes, Hypocreales, Nectriaceae. The record is from RefSeq and is a predicted model, not a curated record. Bases 1 to 2265 code for a protein of 754 amino acids.